AUGCAAGGGUCACACCCAAACGAUACCGCCCUUUGCAAUAUUCUGGCACUCAUGGGCGAUGAUGCCUCGCUGCUCAACUUCCUACCUCUCGGUGAAGUAGAAUUGAUACCUCUAGAAAGCAACACAAAGCUUGUUGCCGUAGUGCCGUACCGCAUGCACUUCGGCCUCAUUAACAACGGCGGAGCCAAGAAGGUGCCAGUGGGAAUCAUGGUAUACAACGGCCUUAUCCCUACAAUACUCGACGUACGCUGGGCACGGUUCUCGCAGUCCGGACAAUUACAGUCCAACACCAGCAUCUCGAAGGUGGCGCAAAAUGCGGAACCUGGAGCUGCGUUUCGGUGCCUUAGACAGAAGACUGGUAUGAGCACGAAGCAUUUGAGGGCUCUAGUGAGGUACUACUUCAUCGCCAAGAAGGUCAACCUCCCGUCAGUAUGGCCAGUGGACGAGCCGUUCGUCAAGGACCUCACUUCGGCUUGCAGGCUUGCGAAAGCGAACUUGGACAAAGAUGCAGGCCGCCUUGCCAGCCAACGGAUGAGUUCGCAACGUAGCGUGGAACCGCCCGGUUACAAGAAGAAGAAUGUUGCGAAGGUUUACGAAAGUCUAAAUCCCCAGCUGGAUCAGAUUCAGACACGUGCCAUGUCUGAAGAUGAUAUCGUACCUCCCAUUAAUAUCAAGAGCAGCGAGUUCGACUUUGAGGAUGAUGGUCCUGAGAUACCUACAGUCCUACAGUCCUAUCAGCAGCACGGCUACCCUCAGCAGGGAUCAAGCAGCCAAGCAGGUCUCAGUGCAUCUACGACAGCAUCAAUGACGUUCUCGGACACUGUCAAUGCGAUGUCUGUGCCUCUGCCAAACAUUGCUAACUUGCACCAAGACAAGACCUCCCAGCCUACCACCCCCGACUCCGACCCCACCGACUUCUUCAAGACGUAUCGCCAUAUCGUCGAGGCGGAAGAUACGCACAAAGACGAGCUCAGGCACAAUAUGAUUAAGCAAGAAGAGGCGUACAACAAGAUGCUCGCGCUCAAGGCGCACUUCAAAAUCCUCCAGGAGGAAGCGGAAGGGAUCAAGUUGAAAGAAGAGCAGAACCAGGGCCAGAGGAAGAGACUGCGUGAGUCGCUGUCAGACAAAGAGCGUUCGUUCUUGGACUUCACUAUGGAGAUUGAGGGCGCGAGGGGGAAGCGGGUGAGGAGGAGUGAGGAGGAGUGA
This is a messenger RNA of Parastagonospora nodorum SN15, 1206 nucleotides long. RefSeq lists its product as hypothetical. The transcript is spliced from 2 exons. The record is from RefSeq and is a predicted model, not a curated record. Bases 1 to 1206 code for a protein of 401 amino acids. NCBI's taxonomy places the organism in Eukaryota, Fungi, Ascomycota, Dothideomycetes, Pleosporales, Phaeosphaeriaceae.